Molecule: messenger RNA, 1257 nt
Organism: Hydractinia symbiolongicarpus
Lineage: Eukaryota; Metazoa; Cnidaria; Hydrozoa; Anthoathecata; Hydractiniidae
Exons: 1
Coding region: 26-1171 (381 amino acids)
Biological process (GO): regulation of gene expression
Cellular component (GO): nucleoplasm
Molecular function (GO): RNA binding
Source: RefSeq, a predicted model, not a curated record
GCCUUUUUUCCGAAACAUUUUCAAGAUGGCUACUUUUCGUGGUGCACGCAUUUUGUCUUCUCUUGGUUGCAAAAGCAUUAAUAUUGGAAGACUACAUCAAAAAAGACUCACUUCUCUCGCUUUACCAGCACUAGUUCAGUGCAAUCUAAAAAUAUCUCGACGCUUAAAUGAUAUGGGUGCACUUCCUGUAAAUAAAUAUGACCUAAAAGGUAUUGGUUUGACAACAGUAUCGUCUGCGUUGUUUUCAACUGAAUCGUUUGAAGCAUUGGCUGAUGAAGCUUCAAAUGAUAUACAAGAUGAUGAUUGCGAAACUGGAAUGGAAAGAAAAUGGCCAUCCCCAAUUAGUCAAGUAGCAAGAAAGAAUCAUAAUUCUGCAUUUGUUGGAGGCUAUGCUCUUGACUUUGAUAAAAUUUCAUCUGUUUUAUCUCAAUUUGGAGAAAUAAAAUCUGUACGAGUACCCCUGAGAAGUCUUUAUGAAUCAAACCCAGAUAAUACUGAAGCUUACAGAUAUGCUUUUGUUGAUUUUGCCAGUGCUGAAGGUCUCAGUAAGGCACUAACUGCAGGUUCUUUAACUUUGGGUGACAAAACCAUUGAAAUUAAAGCACAAUCUAAAAGUAGGCAAAAUUUGGAAAAUGACCGAACUUUUAUUGUUGAUAAAUUACCAUGCACAAUAACAGUGAAUGAAAUAAAUAAAUAUUUUAGUUCGUUUGGUAAUGUUGCCUUGGUUAAUUUAGUAUUAAAUUCAAUGACUGAAAGAAAAGAUAUGGGACAGAUAUCUGAAUAUCCAAGAAAUUAUGCGUUUAUUGUUUUCGAUUCCGCUUCUGAUGUAACGUCGCUUCAUGAAAAGGAACAUACUUUACAGCAACAAUCUGUGACUGUGUCAAAAGUUAAUAAGAAGACCAGAUUGCAACGAAGAGAUCGAUGCAGGAAAAUUCUUUUAGAAGGAAUCGGUGAAAGUUUUGAUGAAAACAAAAUCCAGAAUUUUUUUAACGAAAUUGCACCAGUCAAAGACGUCUCGAUUUUACGUGAUAGAGAAACAGGCUUGCAAAGAGGACUGGCAAUUGUUUUCUUUGAAGAUAAAGAUGGAGCUAUUUCAGCAUCACAAGAAGAUUCAUAUGAAAUUGAUGGAUGCAAUAUAAAAGUAAAAGCUCUUGGAUUAGUAAAUGAGUGAUGUGGAUGAGUGACGAGUUAUCUUGCAGUGUAUCUUUUAAGUAUUUCUUUCUAAAAAUUUAAAAAAAAUUUGCUGUUUUUUUUUUU